CUUGAACAAUUAAAAAAAAACAAAAAAAAAUGGCGAGUACAAAGAUCAUGGAAUUUUUUAAAACUUCCAAUAGAAAAUAUAAAAUUAAUACCAUAGGAUUAAUAAUGAGAAAUGCACACGAUAUAACUUCAAAAUCUGCUAAAAAAAUUACUCAUACUGGUCAGAUAUAUGAUGAAGAUGAUUAUCGCAAUAUACGAUUUGUAAAUAGACCAAAAGAGGUUAAUGAUAAUUGGGCCAUAAAAUUGAUAGCAGAAGUUUCUCCUACAUCAGCAAAAGAAAAAAUUGUGGCGUGUGAUGGAGGUGGUGGACCUUUAGGACAUCCAAAAGUUUAUAUUAAUCUGGAUAAACCUGGUGAUCAUACUUGUGGAUAUUGUGGUUUACGCUUUUAUAAAGAAGAUCAUUAAAUAAAUGCAAUAUAUACAUAUAUACAUAGUUAAAUUGUAAAUUAUUAAUUUAUUUUAUGUAUAUUUAUGGUAAUAAAUAUUAGAAAUAUGUAUAUAGGA
Apis laboriosa (Himalayan honeybee) is the source of this 503-nucleotide messenger RNA. RefSeq names its product NADH dehydrogenase [ubiquinone] iron-sulfur protein 6, mitochondrial (gene ND-13A). NCBI's taxonomy places the organism in Eukaryota, Metazoa, Arthropoda, Insecta, Hymenoptera, Apidae. The coding region runs from base 30 to 404 and encodes 124 amino acids. The record is from RefSeq and is a predicted model, not a curated record. Gene Ontology annotation, biological process: mitochondrial electron transport, NADH to ubiquinone. The transcript has 3 exons.